This is a messenger RNA of Cryptotermes secundus, 6241 nucleotides long. RefSeq names its product copper-transporting ATPase 1 (gene ATP7). Gene Ontology annotation, cellular component: membrane. Gene Ontology annotation, molecular function: copper ion binding; ATP hydrolysis activity; ATP binding. NCBI's taxonomy places the organism in Eukaryota, Metazoa, Arthropoda, Insecta, Blattodea, Kalotermitidae. Gene Ontology annotation, biological process: monoatomic cation transport; copper ion homeostasis. Bases 289 to 4587 code for a protein of 1432 amino acids. The transcript has 24 exons. The record is from RefSeq and is a predicted model, not a curated record.
UAGAUGGUCAUAGACGUCGUAGACUUGUAUCGUGGUGUGCGUUCGUAGUGUCUUUUCCUGUGUAUUUAAAAAUGUAAUCAUGUGUGUAGCUGCAACAGAAUUGGAAAGGAAUUAUAAUUCUUUACCAGAACACUUGAGAUAGCUUUCGAUGGUUUAUGUGCAUUUCGGACUAUGCAGCUUCUUAGAUGAAAAGGUUUGGGUCUAUGUUUUUUGACCAUAGACCCUACCAGAUGACACUUGAAUUUAACAGAUCUUGAAUUAUAAAGAAGACUGUAGCCAGCUGUCAAAAUGACUUUGAGUGCAGCAGUUCUGUCAGUUCAAGGAAUGACGUGCACAUCGUGCGCAUCAACCAUAGAAUCUAACAUUGAACAGCUUGAGGGAGUAACAGACAUUAAGAUAUCGCUGGAGAAGGGUGAAGUGUAUGUGGUAUUUGCACCUCAGUCAAAACUUUCUCCAAGGAUUCUUGCAGAGAAAAUUUCUGAUAUGGGUUUUGAAGCGUCUGUAAAAGAGUCAAGUGAAACUCAAGAAAUAGUUUUCUUUUUUAAAGAUGGUGCCAAGCCACAGAUAGAUACUGAGCUGUUGAAACAAAAGUUAGCAGACAUCGAAGGUGUGAAGAAUGUUAUUGUCUCACCUGGCUUGGAUGCUGUUACUGUAGCACUGAAAGGAUUACUGCCAGAUGCCCUUAGGGAUGCAAUGGACAACUUGGGGUUUGGUGCCUUCAGUGAGCCAUUGAUGUCAGCAGCUGAUGAUCUUGAAAAUGUAGUGAUCAAUGUGGAUGGAAUGACUUGUCAGUCAUGUGUGCGGACCAUUGAAGACAGUAUGAGAGACAAGCCUGGAGUUCAAAAUAUCAUGGUGAACUUGGAACAGAAGACCGCUACCAUUAUUUAUAACACAAGCUUGACUUCUCCAGAGGAACUUCGAAGCAAUAUUGCUGACAUGGGUUUUGAUGCAUCACUGCAGACAUCUGUGGCUAAUGUUAAGAUUGAUAUCAUUGGAAUGACCUGUCAGUCUUGUGUCAGCAGUAUUGAGGGAAGCAUUGGCUCCAUGCCAGGUGUUCUCAACAUAAAGGUUAGCCUGAAGGAGAAAGCAGGGUACAUCUAUUACAAUCCUUCAGUAACAAAUCCACAAGUUUUGUGUUCAGCCAUUGAAGAUAUGGGAUUUGAUGCAUUUCUUCCGUCCUCAUCAGACAGCAUCACAUGCAAAAUACACGUGGAAGGAAUGACAUGCAAUUCAUGUGUAAAGAACAUUGAGAGUGUGGUUUCAGAGAAAUCUGAUGUGAAAAGUGUGAAAGUUGAUUUGGAAAAGAAGGAAGCUAUUGUAACAUUUUCUCCAGCAACUCUAACAGCUUCAAAAAUUGCUGAAUUUAUCUGUGAUAUGGGGUUUGAUGCUUAUGUCAAAGAAGGAGAUGGGAGCCAACCAAAUAAUGGACUGAGGACUGUGAAAAAGCCCGAAGUGGCUGUUUCUGUUGGAAAAUCUGAAGCUGGAGAUGUUCUUGACGAUGCUCAUCUUGAGAAGUGCUUCAUUCAUAUUAAAGGCAUGACAUGUGCAUCUUGUGUAGCUGCCAUAGAGAAGCACUGCCGCAAGUUGUAUGGAGUAAAAGAGAUCCUGAUUGCACUGCUGGCUGCAAAGGCAGAAGUGAAAUAUGAUCCUAGUUGCAUUCAGCCUGUUGACAUAGUGGCAUCAAUAUCAGACUUAGGCUUCCCCUCAACCUUAAUACAAGAGCCUGGCACAGGAGAAGGAGAGGUGGAAGUCAAGAUAUCUGGUAUGACGUGUUCAUCGUGUGUCAACAAGAUUGAGACUGCAGUGAAGAGACUAAAUGGCAUCCACUCAGCAUCUGUGGCCCUGACAACGCAACGUGGCAAGUUCUGCUAUGACAUAGAGUUGACAGGUCCAAGAGACAUUAUUGAGGCAAUACAGAGACUGGGCUUCCAUGCCUCCCUACUGAAUAACAAAGACAAAGAAUCCAGAGGAUAUCUUGACCACAGAGAAGAUAUUAGGAAGUGGCGAACAGCAUUCCUUGUGUCAUUAAUGUUUGGCAUCCCGUGCAUGUUUGCCAUGAUGUACUUCAUGAUGCAGAUGUCUGUGGGACAUGUGAAGCAUUCCGAUAUGUGCUGUGUUGUCCCUGGUUUGUCAUGGGAGAAUUUAAUCCUCUUCAUCUUCUCCACUCCAGUCCAGUUCUUUGGUGGGUGGCAUUUCUACAUACAAGCAUGGCGAGCUUUACGUCACCAUACAACGAACAUGGAUGUGCUGAUCUCUAUGACCACAACUAUCUCAUAUAUAUACUCAGUGGGUGUUCUUUUAGCUGCAAUGUUCAUGGAGCAGAAUACUAGUCCACAGACUUUCUUCGACACACCUCCCAUGUUGCUGGUGUUCAUAUCCCUUGGUCGCUGGUUAGAGCAUGUUGCCAAGGGCAAAACAUCAGAAGCACUGUCAAAGCUGCUUUCUCUGAAAGCGACUGAAGCUGUUUUGGUCACCAUUGGUCCUAAUUUUGAAAUGCAGUCAGAGAAACAUAUCAGUGUGGAUCUUGUGCAACGAGGAGACUUUCUAAAGGUGGUUCCUGGAGCAAAGGUUCCUGUUGAUGGAAAGGUCAUAUUUGGACAUUCUAUGUGUGACGAGUCACUGAUAACAGGGGAAUCUAUGCCUGUUGCUAAGAAGAAAGGUUCAGUUGUGAUUGGUGGAUCCAUCAAUCAGAAUGGUCUGCUGUUGAUGACAGCAACUCACACAGGUGAAGCUACGACACUAGCGCAGAUAGUUCGACUUGUUGAAGAGGCUCAGACUUCCAAAGCCCCUAUUCAACAGCUUGCUGAUAAGAUUGCUGGUUACUUUGUUCCCUUUGUCAUCUUUGUUUCAAGUGUCACCCUUAUUGGCUGGACUAUUAGUGGAUAUGUGGAUUUGUCACACCUGCCAAUCACGGAGGAUGAGAAGACUGGAUUCAACCGAGAAGAGAUUAUCUUCCAAUAUGCAUUCAGAUGUGCGCUGAGUGUCCUUGCUAUAGCCUGUCCAUGUGCUUUGGGGCUGGCAACUCCUACUGCUGUCAUGGUGGGAACUGGUGUGGGUGCUCUCAAUGGAAUACUAAUCAAAGGAGCAGAGCCUUUGGAAAAUGCACAUAAGGUGAAGGCCAUCGUGUUUGAUAAGACAGGUACAAUCACACAUGGGGUUCCAAUGGUGUCUCGAAUCAGCAUCUUUGUAAACGAGAAACUAUGUUCUUUAGCAAAACUCCUAGCUAUUGUUGGUACUGCAGAAGUGAACAGUGAACACCCCAUUGCAUCAGCAAUUGUGAAGUAUGUAAAAGAGACAAUAGGGACAGAUGUGAGUGGCCAGUGUAGUAACUUCCAAGCAGUUCCUGGAUGUGGUCUGAAAUGCUCAGUGUCCAACAUUGACAACAUGCUGGCUUAUGCAGCACGUUCGGAGACACUCAUCAAUUAUGUGAAUGAGUCUAGGAACAUCAGCAUAAGGAACUUCACUGUAAAUGGAGUCGGCAUUGAUAUAGUGCAGAGCAUGCUGGGUUCCCAAGAGAAGCAACUGAUUGAACUGCAACAGUUACUGAACAUUGACAGCAAACAUGCUACCCAGGCAGACCAGUAUGAAGUUCUUAUUGGGAAUCGAGAGUGGAUGCAACGCAAUGCAGUGGAUGUGCCACAUGAAGUUGAUACAAGGAUGACUGAUGAGGAGGAGCUGGGUCGUACAGCUGUAAUCUGCGCCAUAAAUGGUGUGUUGGUUGCCAUGGUGAGUGUUGCAGACCUGGUGAAGCCAGAAGCACAUCUGGCUGUGUACUCACUGAAGAGAAUGGGACUUGAAGUAAUCUUGCUGACAGGAGAUAAUAGAAAGACCGCAACUUCUAUAGCUCGACAGGUUGGCAUCAGCAGGGUAUUUGCUGAAGUGUUACCCUCGCAUAAAGUUGCCAAGAUUCAGCGACUCCAGGAGCAGGGUUACAGGGUUGCCAUGGUUGGUGAUGGAGUUAAUGAUUCACCAGCUCUUGCCCAGUCAGAUGUUGGAAUAGCCAUCUCAUCAGGCACUGAUGUUGCAGUUGAAGCAGCUGACGUCGUUCUCAUGAGGAAUGAUUUGUUGGAUGUGAUUGGCUGCUUGGAUCUCUCACGGAAGACAGUCUGGAGGAUUCGUCUUAAUUUCCUGUUUGCCAGCAUGUACAAUUUGAUUGGCAUUCCUAUUGCAGCUGGUGUAUUUAGUCCUUUUGGAUUCGUUCUGCAGCCCUGGAUGGCAUCAGCAGCCAUGGCUCUUAGUUCUGUGUCAGUGGUUGCAUCAUCUCUUCUUCUAAAGCUAUACCGAAAGCCAACACGAGGGUCACUACAGACCUCCGAAUACACAGCUGCAGUAGCAGCAAGGAAUGCGGCAUUACAAGAGCUUGAUAGUAUAUCAGUACAUCGUGGACUUGAUGAUAUAGAGAAACCUUCAUUCUCACGCUCAACAAGUAGUACCAUUAGCAGACUCUUCAGCAGAGGUAAGCAAGAGGUAAAGGGUCGUUUACUGGAGCCAUCUGAGGAUGUAGACGACAUAGAUCUUGUGGUGGACUUCAGGAGAUACAGCAGGGACAAAAGUCUAAAUGCAUCACAGCAAAUGACACCACUCUGAACUAACAUUAAUCAUUGGCAGUUAAUGUGCCUGCCUUUGAAACUAGUAUAUCAGAAACUGGUUUGGGUUUCUGGUCUCUGCAGCCACAGCUCUUUACUGAAUGUAACAGGAAUAACUUGCAAACUGAAGAAACUACAAUUACCAAGAUCAUUGGAAAUGUAUGAUAUGAAAUUUUAUUAUUACAUCACAGAUAUGUUUAUACCUCAUAUUUAACAGCUUUGACACUUUUCUAAGUUACCACAGACAUUACAUAUUUCUUAGUUACAGAGUACUUACUUUAUUACCAACUGCUGGAUGAUAUUGUUUCUAAUAUUAAGCAGGAUAUUUAGGAGACAGUGAUAAAGUUAUAAAAGGUAAUCUUCACAUUGUUGGUCCUACAUAUAUUCUCAUUUUUAAUACAUUAUAUCUUUCAUAUGAAUGAAAACAAUGGAACUUUAUAGUUCCUUUAUAUUAUCAUUAUAAUGUUCAGAACAAUCAUCUUUCAUCAUCAACACCACCAUGUUUUCUGUGUAUAUGCUUGCACAUAUCAAUUUUCUUGAAUAUGUUUAGUCUAUAUAUUUUUAGCAAAAUGCAGGCUUUGAAAACUUACACCUUUAACAGCUUCAUGUAUUAUAUUUUUCAUUACACAGCACAACAAUCUUUCACCUUUGUUUCUCAAUGCAUGUAAUAAGCUUUAUUUUACUUAAUUGAGUACACCAAUCACAAAAAUGAGUGCCGAGAUUUGUAAAAUGUAAUUUCAUUCCUUUGUUAUGCUGUAUUAUUUUUGUGUGCAAGACAUAACAUGUACAUAUCACUUAUGUUAUUCAAAUAAUAAUAAAUGUUUAUUCACUAAAAAAAUCAUUCAUCAUGUUAUGGUUGACAAAAAUUAUAUUGAACAAUAAGAAAUAAAUUCCGACGUGAAAGGAACUCGCUGUUUUGACUCAAAAUUAAAUACACAAAAAUGUAAUGUUCUGGAAAACUUUUGUAUCCAGAUUUUGAAUAAGCAUAUCAGAAUUAAUUUUAAACAGUAUUUUUCUUUGAUAUUAUCAUAACCUCAUUGACUAGUUUUAUUCUUCCCACGGUUUCACUACUUAUGUAAAAACAGGGGAAUGGAGGUGAUCUCCUUGCUCAAUAUCCAUCAUGAACGUACACAGAACCGUGGGAUAAAUUGAGAUAGACGCCCUGAUGUUUGACUUUUAAGUACACAACAUAUAUUUAAAUUAUUUAAAAUUUAUGCAAAUCAUUGGAAACAACAAUGUGAAGAAAGAGUGAUAUGAGACUGUAGUUAUCCCAACCUCAAAUGAAAAUGAGAUGUAUAUUCUGCAUAGUAUAUGAGAAACUAAUGUCACUGUAGUUGCAAUACCAGCGAAGGGACUCUAAAAAUUAUGACAGAUCUCAGUUGAUAGAAUUGGUCAUGGUCACUGGGUACCCUUCCAUUAUAUUUACAUUAUAGUGGCCUUUGUUUUAUGAAUAUGUGCCAAGAGAAAAAGACAGACUGGAUCAGAGUCAUUAAGUAAGUUUCUCAAGAAAACAUGCCAAUAAGGAUAUAAAUUUGUGUAUGAGAAGUUUUGAUGAUUAGUAGCUAAAUCAGGUAAUGAAGUGAUUGAAAUUGGAUUACUUACUAUUAUAUUGUAUAUUUUUGUGGGAAGAAUAAAUGCCUUUACAAAUCCUGUAA